Ostrea edulis (European flat oyster) is the source of this 2640-nucleotide messenger RNA. RefSeq lists its product as uncharacterized. The transcript is spliced from 3 exons. The record is from RefSeq and is a predicted model, not a curated record. Bases 209 to 1063 code for a protein of 284 amino acids. NCBI's taxonomy places the organism in Eukaryota, Metazoa, Mollusca, Bivalvia, Ostreida, Ostreidae.
AUUUCAGAAGAAAAUGUCCCCGGUUACGGAUCACAAUAUCGAUCAUUUUCCCAAUCCUUGAAUAAUCAGAAAGGUGCAGUAAAUGUCAUAAUUGGUUAUUACGCUUUAAAUUAAGAAAAAUGAUGCACAUGGAAAGGGGAUAAGAAAUCGCUCCAGGUAAUUGUGAUGGUUUCAAUGUCCAUAAACUGAAGUAACAUCGGGGAUCCAAAUGGCCUAUUGCGGUACUGCUACAGCUUGGUCCAAAUUUGGUUUAUUGACGCAGUUCAUUGGACUGGCUUUGGCUCUCUCGGGAUUUAGUACUAUAGGAUGGAUGGCUACUACAACUGUCCAAGACAACACGGACAUUAUUAUCGGUCUAUUCCAGAUGAAAGAUUGCUCCACGGGAAGUUGUGCAACGCAGGAACUCUCAUCCGCGUAUGAAAAUAGUGGUCGGGAUGCAACGCUGGGUUUAAUGAUCGUUGUUCUGAUAGUAUCAGUUCUCACCACUGUCCUUUACAGUAUUUAUGUUGCCACGGACGCUGCAAGAUACAGAUCCAUGAUCAUUAUCAUAAUGUGCUUAACUUUCUUGGCGGCUCUGUUUACUCUGAUUGGAGCCAUUGUCUACGCCGCCUCAGUACCUUCUGACUUCUAUUCGUCCUAUUCGGUCGGACUCGUCUUAAUAGCCUCGUUUUUAUUCGUUUGCGCCGGAUGUAUGCUUAUUCCCGAUAUCAAAAACAAAGUUUACCGACGUCAAACUCGGACACGUGUAAGAACUCCUUCCACCCUAAGUGUACAGUCGACCGAAUCUCCUCCACCACGUUACACCUCUAGGAUGCCAUCGCCCGUGUACAAAAUUCCUCGUCGACCCAAAGGUGUCUGGGUUUACAAAGAAUACGAUGAUUAUCCACGCACACCAAACCGACGAUCACCGCCAAGGGAUACUUCAAGGUCAAUUUCUACUCCAGGAAAGGCGAUCCGACUUCACCAUGUCCGGGAGCCACUCUCGUUACAGAUCUCGCAUGUUACGCCCCGUCGGUACGGCACUCCUUUGUCCGUUCAACGCUAUGAUUAUAAAGCCAGAUAGAAAAGGGACCUGCAUCUCGCGAUGGAUUUCAUAAUAUAGACACAAAAUAAAGGGUUUUCAAGUUUGUUAGUUCAGGAUCCAAAUGAGUUGUUCAAAUAGGAAUCCGUUAAAUGAAGGCGAGAUAAAUCUUCCAAUCUCAUGAACGACUGGACCAGAAGAAAAUUAUAUCAAGGUUUCUUUAAAGAGUGAAUAUUCAAAAUGUUUCAAAUCAUUCUUCCCGUAGGAUGGGUGGGGUAAACGUUUUGAAUGGGGAUAAAAAGAGAAGAGAAAAAAAUCUUUUAAAACCUUUUCUAGGAGGAGCUACUCCUUGAUUAGUCAUAUUAAUAUGCAGGCAUCCUCAGGUAAUACAGACGCAAGCUUGUUUCAAUCAUGGCCGCUGAUACAAUGUACGUGCUUCCGUUCAAUGCAGUGAGGAAGUUUACUGUUCUCUAUUGUGUUAUUUGAAACAUCCAAGUUCACGAUAUGUAGGAGGUUCGAGCACACUUUUAAUCCGGAUAGCUACAUUAUCUACACUGCAUGUUGCCGUCCAAAGUCAGUCUCUGUUCUCAAUUGCUUGAUGUGUUGUCUUAAAUGAUUUUCAACUUAACUUUGAAUGAUGUUGUCUAUUGAGUGUUCCCCUUAUCCCCGAUUCCACCCAGAGAUUUUUGAGCAAUGAAGUUACAUGUAGUUGAUUCAAGGUCAGAACUUUAACCCCCCCCCCCCCCCCCCCCCGCGCUAAAGCGUUUCACAUAUAUCUAUAUUUACGAAUCGAAACUCUCUGGGCUGAGUCUCUUAAAAUAUCGUUCAAGGUACUUUCGACACUUUAAUGCCAUGCCUUUUGUAAAAUCGUUCUUAAUCAACCGAGUAUUUACUCUCGUUAGUCUAUGCCUUUGUUUUCGCCGUAUUGAAAAAUUAGUUGUGUGUCAUUGAGAACUUUCCUCUGAAAUAUAAGGCGCACAGACUCAAGGAGGAAGAUACCCCAUUUGUUUUCCAACUAUCGUUUUCAGUUAUUUUCUUACACAUGUAUCAACUUUAAGAUAUAUUGUUUGACUCCCCCCACCCACCCGAAUUUUUUACAGUAAUGGCGAAUGGGAAGAAAAUAAUCUUUAAGUUAUGAAAUGAACCCAUGUGUAGAUGCACGAAUGCUACCCCCACCCCACCCCCUCCCCAAUCACGGAUUAAGAAAUUGCAGUUUGGGAAAAAAUUAGGUAGUUUUAGUCACAGUGGGUUGUCUUCCGGAUUGUGGAAAAUAAAAAAAAGGAAAAUAUGAAUCCUCUUGAAAAUCUCCGUUGAAGUAGUUUUAAUAAAGAUGCCGACACGUUUCGGCAAUUAAUAUAUCAUUUAAAUUAUAUCCCCACAAGUAGUAUCAUAUCGAUAUGACGAACCCCCCCCCCCCCCCCCCCCGCACCCCUGUUUGCCACAAAUAUAUUUAUGAAAACUCUAGAUUUGGCACCCAAAGUGGCUACGUAUUUUGGCUAAUAUGUAACCCCAACCCCCCCGAUCUGCCUCUGAAUUUGACACAUCAAUUAUGUUUGAUUUAUUUAUAUGUUGCAUUUCUUAUGUUUUCAUCAUUGAAUAAAUGUUACAAAAUUCCUGCU